AUGGACUGCACGGAAGCAGGAGGCUGCGUUGAGAAGAGCAUCCCCAAGGUGGAUGAACCCAACCUGGAAUCUUUGGAGGAAAAGCUCUUCCCGUGCAGUGACUGCUCAUACGGAGCGACGCAGAAGUCAAAGCUCAAGAGACACAUCCUGAGUGUUCACCACCUGCCCUUCGAUAGCGCGCUGGACUCCAACUACCCCAAAAAGAGAAGGCGGCUGGUUGGACAGCACGCAAUGGAGAGCUUGCUCAGAGCGGAGCUGGGCACGGACUCGGCGAGGCCGCUGGGCGCUUCGGCCUGGGGAGGCUGCAUCAGCGCCGGGCAGAGCUACGAGACGGGGCGCGGACACGUGUUCACCAAGAGCAACGCCAAGAGCAGGAUGCAGUUCCUGAAGGACGUGGGCAUUCGGAACAUGUUCGUUUUGCCUGCGAUGAAUGAGUUUGUCCGAACACACAGGGAAGUCACACUGUUCAUCGAGCAUGCAUGGGCCCACCCGCCUCCAGCUGACUCUGACGUGACCAAUGGCAGUGAGGAGGAGGAGAGUGGAUCCGUGGAGUCCGAGGCCAAGUCAGAUUCUGAGUCCGAGUAUGAAGAGACCUCCGACUCGUCCGGGGAUGAAGAGGAUUGCCAGAAGUUCGCCCUUGCACCUUCGACCUACGAGGUGGAGGGGAACAUUGACGAGGCGGAGGAGAAGAAAGACGAGGUGGUGGAGGAGGUCGCCUCGGGCAUAGUGGCCGACGCGGAUGGAGCAGCCGUGUCCGAGGGUGAGGGGACAGCCGAGACGACAAACGCCGACGGAGACGUGGGGGAGGGAGAGGAGGCCAACGGUGGAGGAUCCGUGCAGAGCCAUCGUGGAGGACAUCCGGGAUGCCUGUCUUUACAGGCGGAGUGCAGGAGGCGCGAGUUUGGGAUCGGCAUUAAGUUGAGCAAGGACGCAGCGCAGCUCAUGGAGGUGCAGCAGAGCAUCUGUCCUCGGAGCUCUCCAGCAAAGACACGCACUUCGUCCUGGAGCUUGUGCAGGCGAGACGCUCUGCCUGCGCUCUUGCAAAUCCGCGCACCCACGCACACCUACACACACCAACAACAACGAACGUCAUUCGCCACUAAGUGGCGGUGACGUCACCUCGGCGCUUGUGCCAGGCUAUGUGCAUGGUAAGCUCACGUGAAGUGUCGAACGCCCGCUGGCAGGAGGUCACGGGACAGACCCAGGUGCCAUGGGUCGACUGACAGAUUACUGGACGAUGCACCACCUGGGCAUCUGGGCUACAUGACCCAGCCAACGCAGCCUUGCCUGCCGGAGGAGGUCACUGAUGGAACUUUGUCCAGAUCUUUCAAGGAGUUGUGAGCUCCUCACACAAUCCAGCCUGGUUAAAACCAUUGAUCGUAAACCGACCAGCCUAAAUGUUUGUAACCGGGAAAGAUGUUCCAUUAGGUGGGUCCAUGGUUCACAAACAUAAAGAAGGGAGGGCGUGACCGUGGCCGAGAAGACCCGAAGCUUCGUGUGGAGCGACACACCAGAUAGCUUCCACACAGCGUUACGCAGCCAAUGAAAAGAUAAUGCCGCUCGACUGAUUUGGAGUGAGACCUCCUGUCAAACCGGAGCCAGUCAUGAGCACACUGCCCAUGUAUGGAAAACUCUCCACUUUCUCCACAACUGCCCCAUCACCUAUUGGAAGUUGUGGGGGUUAAGUGUCUGAUGGCACAAAAUACCCAGGCAGGUGCUUAGUUUUGGUCGGGCUGAUGAUAAGGCACCACCUCUUCGUGGCAUGCUCCAGGUUCAGCAGCAGCACUUCCAAUUCCUCCUCUGAGUGAGCAGCAAUCACCAGAUCAUCAGCAUACAUAACGUGGUUGACCAACAAGGAGCAAUCUCUUGACUGCACCCGUCAUGGAUCAGCCGUCCAUUGUUUCUGUAUCAGAUGGAAAUUCCUCUGGUCCAGCCAUUGAAGGUUUCAUGAACUAUGUGGUCGAAAUAGAUGUUAAAUAAUUUGGGGGCCAGAGGACAUCACUGUCGCACCCCAAGGCGAACAGGGAAUGGCUCCGACUCCCAGCCACGUAGUUUUACCCGGGUCU
Lethenteron reissneri (Far Eastern brook lamprey) is the source of this 2066-nucleotide messenger RNA. RefSeq lists its product as uncharacterized. The record is from RefSeq and is a predicted model, not a curated record. Lineage: Eukaryota; Metazoa; Chordata; Hyperoartia; Petromyzontiformes; Petromyzontidae.